AUGGCUUGGGAAGGAGGAAUUGAGCCCAAUGGCACAGAGGGCAAGAACUUCUACAUCCCCAUGUCCAACAGGACUGGGAUUGUUAGAAGUCCUUUUGAAUACCAACAGUAUUAUUUGGCAGAUCCUAUCAUGUUCAAGCUUCUAGCUGUCUACAUGUUUUUCCUGAUCUGCACUGGAACUCCCAUCAACGGUCUGACGUUGCUGGUCACAGCUCAGAACAAGAAACUCAGGCAACCUCUCAACUACAUCCUGGUCAACCUGGCUGUGGCCGGACUGAUCAUGUGCGCCUUCGGAUUCACCAUCACCAUCACCUCUGCUGUUAAUGGCUACUUCAUUCUCGGAGCCACUGCUUGCGCUGUUGAGGGAUUCAUGGCCACACUGGGAGGUGAAGUUGCUCUGUGGUCUCUGGUUGUCCUGGCCGUUGAGAGAUACAUUGUUGUCUGCAAACCCAUGGGAAGCUUCAAGUUCACUGGAACUCACGCAGGAGCUGGAGUUCUUUUCACCUGGAUCAUGGCUUUUGCAUGUGCCGCUCCACCACUGUUUGGCUGGUCCAGGUACCUCCCUGAGGGCAUGCAGUGCUCCUGUGGACCUGACUACUACACCCUGGCCCCAGGCUUCAACAAUGAAUCAUAUGUCAUGUACAUGUUUGCCGUCCACUUCUUCUUACCUGUCUUCGUCAUCUUCUUCACUUAUGGAAGCCUUGUCAUGACAGUCAAAGCUGCUGCAGCCCAGCAGCAGGAGUCAGAGUCCACCCAGAAGGCUGAGAGGGAAGUGACACGUAUGUGUAUCCUGAUGGUCUGUGGCUUCCUGGUAGCUUGGGUGCCAUAUGCCUCUUUUGCCGGCUGGAUCUUCCUGAACAAGGGAGCUGCCUUCUCUGCCCUGACUGCAGCCGUCCCUGCCUUCUUUGCAAAGAGCUCAGCACUGUACAACCCAGUUAUCUAUGUGCUGAUGAACAAACAGUUCCGUAACUGCAUGCUGACCACUGUUGGAAUGGGCGGCAUGGUGGAGGAUGAGACCUCAGUUUCCACAAGCAAGACAGAGGUGUCCUCUGUGUCUUAA
This is a messenger RNA of Seriola aureovittata, 1059 nucleotides long. Its product is annotated as green-sensitive opsin-like. The record is from RefSeq and is a predicted model, not a curated record. The transcript has 5 exons. Gene Ontology annotation, molecular function: G protein-coupled receptor activity. Gene Ontology annotation, cellular component: membrane; photoreceptor outer segment. NCBI's taxonomy places the organism in Eukaryota, Metazoa, Chordata, Actinopteri, Carangiformes, Carangidae. Gene Ontology annotation, biological process: G protein-coupled receptor signaling pathway; phototransduction; visual perception. The coding region runs from base 1 to 1059 and encodes 352 amino acids.